Molecule: messenger RNA, 2334 nt
Organism: Aspergillus caelatus
Lineage: Eukaryota; Fungi; Ascomycota; Eurotiomycetes; Eurotiales; Aspergillaceae
Product: P-loop containing nucleoside triphosphate hydrolase protein
Exons: 4
Coding region: 1-2334 (777 amino acids)
Cellular component (GO): membrane; cytoplasm; microtubule
Molecular function (GO): microtubule binding; GTP binding; GTPase activity
Source: RefSeq, a predicted model, not a curated record
AUGGUCCUGCGUCAGUUCUCAACGAGUUCCUUGGACGCAUUAUGCGCAGAAGAGCACCUGGAGCUCCUAGAUUCAGUCGAUACGCUCCGUCUCCAGGGCAUCAGUCACUAUAUCUCUCUUCCACAGAUAAUUGUGUGCGGAGAUCAGUCUUCAGGCAAAAGCUCCGUGUUGGAGGCGAUAUCUGGUGUUUCAUUCCCUGUGAAAAGCAACCUUUGCACACGCUUCCCCACAGAGCUUGUUCUGCGCAAGAGCCCCGACAUUGGGGUGAAAGUAUCCAUUGUCCCUCAUCACUCGCGUAAUCAUGUGGAACGGGACACCCUCUUGCGCUUUCAUGAGGAGCUCCAGAGCUUCGAAGGACUUCCAAAUCUGAUCGAAAACGCAAAGGCUGCUAUGGGUAUAUUUACGAAUGGCAAAGCCUUCUCAAAUGACCUCCUUCGAGUUGAGGUGUCGGGGCCCGACCGUCCCCAUUUAACGAUCGUCGAUCUUCCUGGGUUGAUCCACUCGGAAACGAAGUUGCAGUCCGCCGCCGAUGUCGCCCUCGUUCAAGAUGUCGUUCAAUCAUAUAUGAAGCAGCGAAGGAGUAUCAUUCUCGCCGUUGUAUCCGCCAAAAAUGAUUUUGCAAACCAGAUCGUUCUCCGACUCGCCCGAGAGGCCGAUCCCUCCGGCCAACGAACACUUGGUGUCAUCACGAAACCCGAUACAUUGGUUGAGGGCUCAGGAAGUGAACUCCAGUUUGUCUCGCUUGCUAAGAACCAGGAAGUCAGUUUCCGCCUCGGCUGGCAUGUCCUCAAGAAUAUGGACACGGAGAGAGGGACUUCUGAUCUUUCUGUUCGAGGAGAAGAGGAAGCCGAGUUCUUUUCCCAGGGUAUUUGGGAAGACUUGCCACGGGCCCACGUCGGUAUAGACACACUACGACAACGACUCAGUAAGUUACUUCUUGGUCAAAUCGCCGCAGAGCUACCCAGCUUGAUCCAUGAGAUCCAGUCUGAGAUAGACAAAUGUGCUAAGAGGCUCGAGAACCUCGGAGAGCCUCGCGCUACCCUCAAGGAGCAGCGAUCGUAUCUUCUCCAUAUCAGCCAAUGCUUUCAGACUCUCGUGAGAUCUGGUCUAGACGGCAGUUAUAAUACCUCAUUCUUUGAGAGUGCCCACUCAGAAAAUGGAUAUAAUAAGCGAAUGCGUGCAGUCAUCCAGAACCUGAAUGAAGAUUUCGCGCAGCACAUAAACGAAAAUGGGCACUACCGUCGCAUAUCCAACACUAAGGGCCGGCGAAGAACACCAGACACACAAUUGUGUGUUACUCGCGAAGAGUAUCUCCAGCAUAUCGAAAUGCUACUGAGGCGAACCAGAGGGAGGGAGCUUCCGGGAACGUUCAACCCGAUGAUCAUCAAUGAUUUGUUUAAGGAGCAAUCCCAACCAUGGCAAAAGAUUGCAAAUUCUCACGUCACUAAAGUCUGGGAAGCAACAAAAACAUUUAUUUAUGCUGCCGUUGCGGACGUGAGCGAUAUGGCAACCUUGGGAGCGUUGUUGAAGGAGGUCGUUGAACCAGCCCUCAGUGAUCUUUUGAAAAACAUGGAGGCAAGGCUGACUGAAUUGCUGGAGCCGCAUCAAGGUGGACAUACAAUUACUUAUAAUCAUUCCUUUACCGAGGAUCUACAGAAGGCCCGCCGCGAUAUAAUGAAGGACAGAUUCUCCGGCGUUCUGACUGAUUUCUUCGACGUGCCCAACAUUACAACAUCAGUUGAUAUCUACUACAAGAACAACAACCAACAAGAACAACCAGACCAAGACUACUGUGGCAAUUGCGGCAACUGCAACUCUUAUACCAGUGACAGUAGGGGGAAAUUUAACCUCUAUAUGCUUUUGAACUCGCUGCUGAAAUCCGCCGAAACGGACAUGAUCCGCUACGCCGCUCGGGAAGCUCUCGAUUGUACACUGGCAUACUACAAAGUUGCACUCAAGCGAUUCAUCGAUGGUGUCGCCACUGACGUCGUAGAAACUAUUCUUACGAAGUCUCUUAACCAACUGCUUUCACCAAUAGGGGUACACGACAUGCCAGAUGCACUGGUCUCCCGUAUUGCAGGGGAAUCGAAGGAGAAUCGCGACUUGCGCGAACAACUCUCCAAAAAGCUCGAAACUCUAGAAAAUGGGUCGAAGACUUGUAGGAGGUUUGUCAACAUACAAGGGAUAAAGGACCCUGCCCCUGAACCAGAUGUCGGCUAUGUGUACUCUGGGCUCUCACCAGUCGAGAGCAAGGAAACAACCAGAGUAGGGAAGAAGAGUAAAGGCAAUCUGUCGACCUAUCAUGACGUAAAACGUGGCUUGCACAAGGAAUAA